AUGACACCGACACCUCCUUCUACAAACUCAUCGAGUGCUGGCCACUCUCCAGAUUACAGAGUCGUCCGGAAACGAAACCGGGUGCCUUUGUCAUGCGGGCCUUGUCGGCACAGAAAGCUGAAAUGCAAUCGUACAAAUCCUUGCGAAAACUGUGUCAAACGAGGAGAUGCUGCUUCAUGCAAUUAUGCGCAACCCAACUCGCGCAAGAAGAACUCGACCCAGCAAGUUUCCAAUACACCGGAUGAUAUGCAAAACCGCAUCGAUCGGUUAGAAGGCUUGGUUCUUUCGUUGAUGACAAACGGCUCUCAGUCUGCAGGCCCGGCUGCUGCCAUGGCGGCACUCUCCGGGGAAAGUAGUACAGGUUCGACUCGAUUCUCCCAUGACAUCGAUGCCGAAGAGGAUGGCAUGGAGGGCGCCGAAGAGAGUGACACGGACCAGGUGACGAAGUCGUUUGGUGUCAUGAAGAUGGACAAUAACAAGUCGUAUUACAUCAGCGACGCUCAUUGGGUGUCUGUGUUGAAUGAUAUCUCCGAGGUGCGAAGUUUCUUCACAACGCAUAAGAAGCAACUCGAGGAGCAAGUUGAGAAAGUUAAAGCGGCCCGCCCAGCUAGUGAUACAACAGGCGCGAAUUUGCUGUUUGGUAUCAAUAGGUCGAUGAGCCGUGGGGAGAUCAUGAGUGGCUUGCCUUCUAAGUAUACAACUGACAUCCUUAUUGCUCGCUAUUUCAAUUGCUAUGAUCCUGCAACACAUGUUCUUCACGGCCCUACAUUUCAAGCACAGUAUAAUAAACAUUGGGAUGAUCCUGCCGCGACCGAACUCGUCUGGAUCGCCAUGCUCUUCGGAAUGAUGAGGUUGGCAAUGCUAUCUUACCACCGCGAAGGCGAUGAGCCACCUGAAUUCCGGGGCAAGUCUCUGGAUAUGGCUGCGGGAUUCCGAAAUUCUGUAGCACAAUGCUUGACAUUGGCUGACUACACAAAACCUCACCCGUAUCUGAUUGAAGCGUUCGUGUUUCAUUUGCAUGGCGAUUUCUCUCAGACUCGAGAAGCGGACAUUUCCAUUUGGGUCAUGACUGGCGUUGUUACUCGCCUGGCAAUGCGAUCGGGAUAUCACCGCGACUCCAAAAUGUACCCAAACAUCACCCCUUUCCAAGGUGAGAUGCGACGGCGAGUGUGGACCUUUGUGCGCCAGGCCGACCUUCUGUUCUCAUACCAAGUCGGGCUGCCGGGGAUGAUCCGAGGCACGGAGAGCGAUACUGAGCUACCACGGAAUUUGUACGACGAUGAUUUCGAUGAAGACUGCAAGGAACUCCCGCCCCCUCGUCAGUUGAACGAGCCAACACCGAUCUCGUAUUUGAUUGCUAAAGCGCGUCUGGCAUACGUAUUCGGUAAAGUGGUUGAUCAAAGCUCUGCUGUCUCAACAGCCCCAUACGAAAAGGUGAUGGAAAUCGACACGGAACUCCGACAAGCAAGGGACUUGAUUCCUGACCACUUGCGUAUUCGACCUAUGGAGGAGUGCCAGUUGGACCCUGUUAAUCUGAUUAUGUCACGGUUUAGCGUAAUGGCCGUAUAUAACAAAGCUCAGUGUGUGCUUCAUCGCCCGUAUGUGGUUCGCGCACGGGAAAAUCCCCGUUUCACCUAUUCUCGAAGGACAUGUAUCGACUCGGCAAUGGAGUUAUUACAAGUCCAGGCGCUCCUGCACGCGGAGACGCGCAACGGACGCCUACGCAGUCGCCAGAGCCGUGUAACUUCCCAAAGUUCAGCCGACUUCUUACUCGCAGCCACCAUUGUUACUCUCGACCUAUACCACGGCCUGUCAUUGCAGGUGAGCGGCCGGCCAUCUGGAGACACGUACACCUGGGGCCGAGAGCGGCGCGAUGAAAUGACCGCCGCAAUCCAACACUCAAAAGAAAUUUGGGAUGAGUCGCUCGAUGAGAGCAUGGAAGCAUGGAAAGCAUCCAGCAUACUUGGUGUGAUGCUCAGCAAGUUGCACAUGAUGGCCCCAGGCGUUGAAAACAACGCCGGAGCUGCUUCCUUUGAGCCACAAGAUGAGAAGCAGAACGCGGCCAUGACCCUCGGCCUGCUGAGCAGCGGAAUGAGCCCGAUGAACCCGGGCCCGCCGCCAUUUGCCGAUCCUACGUUCAAGACGGGGGAGUCGCCAAUGGGAAUGGGAGCAGGUGGCGUGGGUGCCUCGGCGGAAAUGCCGGGUGCACUUUCGCCCUUUAGCAGCAUGUUCGGGCAGAUGCCGGACAUGCAGGUUAAUCUGGAUUGGGAUGCUUGGGAUACAUACAUCCAAAACCCAACCUUCGACACAUCCAAUCAAUUCUGGCCUAUGAUUGAUGCACAGCGCCAAACAACCCAACAGUCUGGAGGCAUGUCACAGCCUUCGCUGCCUAGUCCUCUGACCUCAAGUCGGGGGCCAUCGAUUGGUGGUGUUCCCCGGCCACCGACAAUGUUCUCAGCAUCCUCCAACAGCCCCGACAGUGGAGGUGUGCCUAUAACAGGGUACGGCAUGUCGCCAAUGCCUCCACAAAACAAUGAUCGGGGCCAAGGUUCCCAAUGA
Messenger RNA from Penicillium verrucosum, 2559 nucleotides. RefSeq lists its product as uncharacterized. Gene Ontology annotation, cellular component: nucleus. Gene Ontology annotation, molecular function: zinc ion binding; DNA-binding transcription activator activity, RNA polymerase II-specific; RNA polymerase II cis-regulatory region sequence-specific DNA binding. Lineage: Eukaryota; Fungi; Ascomycota; Eurotiomycetes; Eurotiales; Aspergillaceae. The coding region runs from base 1 to 2559 and encodes 852 amino acids. The record is from RefSeq and is a predicted model, not a curated record. Gene Ontology annotation, biological process: regulation of transcription by RNA polymerase II; DNA-templated transcription. The transcript has 7 exons.